AUGUUCGAACAUCAAUGUUCAAUUUCAUCCCCGCUUUAUGUCUACGUGCUCUUCCGCUGCGCUGUAGCGCAAUGCCCAUAUAAACGCGCCUUCCUCAUCGCACCCCGCUAUCGCUUCAUCUCUCUUGCGCGCAUUCCACCUAUCCCACCUACCACACAACUCGCCUUCACAAUGGCUUCGUCCACCCUCCUCACCGAGUACGCCGUGACGCUAUACGAAAUGACUAUCACGCGUUCGCUCCGCGUCAAAUGGCUCGCCGCCGAGCUCGGCAUCCUCGACGACAUAACGUUGCGCCCAGUUGCCCUCCUGAACCGCGAGCAGUACCAGGCCCCCUUCAAGGCGCUCAACCCCAUGUCCGCCGUCCCCUUGCUCUGUCUGACGCACAAAGAGACGAAGGAGGAUACGCUUGUCACCGAAAGCGCUGCCAUCUGCCACUUGCUGACCGAUCAGAUCCCCACCGGCUCUGAUUUCAAACCGCCCGCGACAGACAUCCCAGCCUACGCGGCGUACCACCGCUGGAUCGCCUUCGCGGCAGCCUCCAUGGACUCAAUUUUGUGGCAGAUCCGCCUGAACGAGCAGCUGCUGCCCGAGAAAAUGCGUAGUGCGACGGCCGCUAAGGUGGCUAGAAACACCUUCUUGAAGAAAGUUGUGCCGACGCUGGAACAGGUGUUCGAGGGAGGCGCAGAGUUCGUGUGCGAGCCGCACUGGGCCGGGUUUUCGACUGCCGAUAUUAUGGUCGGGUAUGCAUGCCGUUGGUCAAUGUGGUAUGGGUUGUUGGACGACUCGCCAGUCCUGCUGGCUUAUGUAGAGAGGGUUAUGGCGAGGAAGCAGUUUAAGAGGGUGUUUGGCGACGGAAAGUUGUGAAGUGGGAGUGGUUGUAAUUGCAGAAUGUGCACCAUGUGGAGAGUUGGGCUGUUGUGAAUACCGCAGCAGUUUCAAUGGGAGCGACAACUAGAGCUCAGACUUUUCUAAGGGCAGCGGAGCGACUUCACGUGUAUGAAGUAUUCUGUUGAGAUGGGGAAUGGGGAACGGGAAAGCGCUGCUUUGGUACAGAGUAAAGUCUCGAUAUGAACCGAAA
Chondrus crispus (carragheen) is the source of this 1078-nucleotide messenger RNA. RefSeq names its product Glutathione S-transferase. The transcript is spliced from 3 exons. NCBI's taxonomy places the organism in Eukaryota, Rhodophyta, Florideophyceae, Gigartinales, Gigartinaceae. The record is from RefSeq and is a predicted model, not a curated record. Bases 172 to 864 code for a protein of 230 amino acids.